AUGCAUAACAUCACGAAGUCACGGGAAGAGGAAGAAAUGUGUUUGAAAAAGUGUGCUCAUGUAGAAAAUCAAAAUGAAAAGAAAAGCAAAGAGCAAGAAAUCUCGAAGUUUUCAACUUCCUCGCAUACCGUACCCAAUGGACAUACAAGACUCCACCUCGAUCACCACCAAGGCAUAGUCGCGCCCUCAAAUCAGACCUUACCUGUUAAUGGUUUGUUAAUGGUGCGCCCUUGA
Messenger RNA from Cercopithifilaria johnstoni, 234 nucleotides. NCBI's taxonomy places the organism in Eukaryota, Metazoa, Nematoda, Chromadorea, Rhabditida, Onchocercidae. The record is from the annotation of a GenBank genome assembly.